This is a messenger RNA of Cannabis sativa, 1040 nucleotides long. RefSeq lists its product as uncharacterized. NCBI's taxonomy places the organism in Eukaryota, Viridiplantae, Streptophyta, Magnoliopsida, Rosales, Cannabaceae. The record is from RefSeq and is a predicted model, not a curated record. The coding region runs from base 1 to 855 and encodes 284 amino acids. The transcript has a single exon.
AUGGUUGUCCUAGAAACACCUCAAGCAGAUUCUAGAUCUCUUGAACCAACUUCUAGCCCAAGGAUUUCAUUCUCAGCUGAGUUUUUAGAUGAUAACAACUUCAUCUCUAUUAGUCCAAACUCUCCAAUAAUCAAAAGAGAAAUAGUAUUAGAGAGUGAAAACAAAGCUCAUCACCACCAUCGUCAUAAUAAUCAUCAACAAAGUAAGGCACGUAAUCCAGAGUUUGAGUUUCUCUCAAACAACAGCAUAGCCAGUCACAACAACAUGAUAACUGCAGAUGAGCUUUUCUUUGAAGGUAAACUUCUUCCCUUUUGGCAGAUGCAACAUGUUGAGAAUAAGCUUAACAAGCUCAACCUUGGAACCAAAGAUUCAGAGGGACAACAAGAACAACAAGAAGAAAAAGAUGGAGGAAGAGGAAGAAGAAAGGUUAGUGAAGAAGAGAGUAAUACUGAUACUAAUAAUACUAAUACUAAUAAUAGCAAUAGAAUAAAUUGGUCUUUUGUUGAUGAUGACCCUUCUCCAAGGCCACCAAAGUGCACUGUUUUGUGGAAAGAGUUGUUGAGAUUGAAGAAGCAAAGAGCUUCUACUCUGUCCCCUUCAUCUUCAUCUUCAUCAUCUUCAUCUUCAUCAAGCUCACUAGCUGAUAUAGCUUCAGCUGAUGAAGGUACCAAGGAAGGGAUUAGACAAAGAGCUGAGAAACAUGUUAAGGGGAUAAGGAAAGGCUUGGAAAGAACAAGAUCAGCCACUAUUAGAAUAAGACCAAUGAUUAAUGUACCCAUUUGCACACAGAUGAAGACUAGCAGUGCUUUGCCACCAUUGUUUCCUUUGAGGAAAGGAGGAAGAUUAGAGAGGUGAGAAUGAAAGAGAGUUUGUAGCUAAAAUAAAAAAAAAAAAAAAAAAGAUGGUUUGAUCUGUAGUGUUGUUUGAUAUGUUAAAUCUUUUUUUUUUUUUUAAUGUUUAUUUCAUUUUCAAGUUUUCUUAUGUUCCUCCAUUAGAAUGUUAAUUAAUGUGGAUCUCAAGUAUCAUAGUGUAAAUUCUGA